Messenger RNA from Pezoporus occidentalis (night parrot), 899 nucleotides. RefSeq names its product SMG9 nonsense mediated mRNA decay factor (gene SMG9). The annotation marks the transcript as partial. The record is from RefSeq and is a predicted model, not a curated record. Gene Ontology annotation, biological process: nuclear-transcribed mRNA catabolic process, nonsense-mediated decay. The transcript has 6 exons. Lineage: Eukaryota; Metazoa; Chordata; Aves; Psittaciformes; Psittacidae.
CCGCAGCCGAAGGCGGGGCCCGGCCCGGCCCCUCCCCCCCCGGCCCCGCCCAUUUUGCUGAUGAAAGCGCGGGGCGGGGGAGGGGAGGAGCGCGGAGGGGGCGGGGCCAACGCCGGCGGGGGGGAGGGGCCAGCGCAGGCCCCGCCCCGCGAGCGCGACCCCGGGCCCCGCCCCACGCAGCCCGUCUACCAAUUGCAUGGCAGGGGGCUGGCCCCGCCCGGCAACCUGGACCCCGUGGCCGGCCAAUCCCGGCUGGCGGCGCCCGAGAAGAUGAAGAGCAGCAUCAAACUGGUGGACGAGCAGAUGAACUGGUGCGACAGCGCCCUAGAGUUCCUGCUGGAGCAGACGGACGUGCUGGUGGUGGGGGCGCUGGGGCUGCAGGGCACCGGGAAGUCCACGCUGCUCUCGCUGCUGGCGGCCAAUCAGCCCGAUGAGGACCCACGGUAUGGGGCAGCUAUGGGGCGGCUAUGGGGCGGGGCUGUGUGCGGGAGCGGGGGGGGAGCUCUAUGGGGCAUCGACUUCUUCAUCACCCAGGAGCGCGUGGUCUUCCUCGACACCCAGCCCCUGCUCAGCCCCGCCCUCCUCGAUCACCUCAUUAAUAACGACCGGAAGCUGCCCCCCGAGUAUGGGCUGCCCCACACCUACGUCGAGAUGCAGUCUCUGCAGAUCGCCGCCUUCCUCUUCACCGUCUGCCACGUGGUGCUGCUCGUGCAGGAUUGGUUCACGGACCUCGGCCUCUACCGGUGCGGGCGCCCCAUAGCGACCCAUAGAGACACAUAGAGACACAUAGAGACCCCAUAGAGACCCAUAGAGACCCAUAGCGACCCAUAGAGACCCAUAGAGACACAUAGAGACCCAUAGAGACCCAUAGAGACCCCAUAGAGACCCCAUAGACCCCA